Molecule: messenger RNA, 930 nt
Organism: Aplysia californica (California sea hare)
Lineage: Eukaryota; Metazoa; Mollusca; Gastropoda; Aplysiida; Aplysiidae
Source: RefSeq, a predicted model, not a curated record
GUACUGUGGACACCGCUACCAGCCAUAGCUCUGAAACAAAAACCGCCGAGGAAGAGGUGCUUGCUGGACAGAUAAAGGGAGUAUCUGCAAGCCUGGUAGCCCUCUGCUCUACAUGUCACGCCGUGGAUCUCACAGAGACCGACACUGCUAAAGUCUGCAAAGCCGGCAAAGAGCUACUUGCGUGUGUACGCAAAGACUGCGGCGAUUCACCCUCUAUUAAAGCCUUAACACCUACUCUGGAAAAAUCUACAAACACUCUGUGUAACGCAGUGGGAGUCAUAACGGUUGAGCUGUCCGUCCUGAUGAUGUCUCUGGUGUCUUUCUUCGCCUUCAAGCAUCUCUAAACACGCAUGAAAGCACGCGGAGUCUCCGAGAGAUAGAUCAGCAGCAACGUUAAAAAGACCAGCGGAUCGCCUCUACCCUCUUUGGUUUAGAUACAGCUUUAAUGUUCUUCUUUUUAACAAUAAAUAUACACUCAGUAAAAGUUAUAAUAUCAUUGUCUUUGUCAUAAGGAUAAACGGAAGAAAUGUUUUAAUAGCCUCCUCUUUCAAUAAAGAUACACUGAUGAAACGUAUUAAUAUCCUCCCUGCUUGAUAAAGAUACACUAGUGAAAGGUAUUAAUAUCCUCCUUGUUUAAUAAAGACACAUGAAUGAAACAUAUUAACAUCCUCCUUGUUUAAAAAAGAUACACUAAUGAAACGUAUUAAAACCCUCCUUGUUUAAUAAAGAUACACUAAUGAAACGUAUUAAUAUCCUCAUUGUUUAAUAAAGAUACACUAAUGAAACGUAUUAAUAUCCUCCUUGUUUAAUAAAGAUACACUAAUGAAACAUAUUAAUAUCCUCCUUGUUUAAUAAAGAUACUCUAAUGAAACGUAUUAAUAUCCUCAUUGUUUAAUAAAGAUACUCUAAUGAAAUGUAAUAAUGUCCUCA